Molecule: messenger RNA, 537 nt
Organism: Staurois parvus
Lineage: Eukaryota; Metazoa; Chordata; Amphibia; Anura; Ranidae
Source: the annotation of a GenBank genome assembly
AUGAGAAACCAGACAAUAUUAAGUGAAUUUGUUCUCUCCAGGCUGUCUGAUCUUCCGUCUCUUCAACUUCCUCUGUUUCUCUUCUUCCUUCUCAUCUACCUUCUGACAUUAAUCUGGAAUUUUCUGAUCAUUGUCCUCAUAGUCACCGACUCUCACCUCCAUGUUCCUAUGUAUUUCUUCCUUGGGAACCUGGCCGGUUUGGACCUCUGUUCUUCCUCGGUCACCGUCCCACGAAUGUUGUUUGACCUUCACACCCAGACAAGACAGAAAGAUUACCAUAACAGAUUGUCUAACCCAAUUUUUUUUUUUUUUUAUUCUUUGCCAGCGCUGAGAUUUUUCUGUUGGCUGUCAUGUCCUACGAUCGAUAUACGCCAUUUGUCGGCCAUUACAUUACACACAGGUCAUGAAUUGGAAAGUGUGUGUCCAGUUGGCCUCCAUUGUGUGGUGUCUCGGUUGUAUCCAUUCUCUAGUUCACACACUUUAUGUCUUGAAUUUAACAUUUUGCAGAUCAGAUAUUAUAGAAAGUUUCUUCUGUGA